Messenger RNA from Scleropages formosus (Asian bonytongue), 2426 nucleotides. It is a transcript of the gene prmt5, whose product is annotated as protein arginine methyltransferase 5. The record is from RefSeq and is a predicted model, not a curated record. The coding region runs from base 60 to 1958 and encodes 632 amino acids. NCBI's taxonomy places the organism in Eukaryota, Metazoa, Chordata, Actinopteri, Osteoglossiformes, Osteoglossidae. The transcript is spliced from 16 exons. Gene Ontology annotation, cellular component: cytosol; nucleus. Gene Ontology annotation, biological process: peptidyl-arginine N-methylation; regulation of DNA-templated transcription.
UGCUUUACUAGGUCCCAGUUCGCACAUUGUCGUUCCGGUUCUUUUUACACGCUGAAUGAAUGAUGGCGUCUGGCAGUAGCGGGAGUCGUGUCUCUUGCGGGAGAGAUUUAAACUGCGUACCCGAAGUUGCGGAUACGCUCUCCGCAGUCGCGAAACUCGGGUUUGACUUCCUGUGCAUGCCCCUCUUCCACCCGCGCUUCCGAAGGGAGUUUGAGUUGGAUCCUGCACGCUCCCGGCGUGGGGCUCAGACGCGAUCCGACCUGCUGUUGUGUGGAAGAGAUUGGAACACCCUUAUCGUGGGCAAGCUGUCGCCAUGGAUCCAGACGGAUUCCGAGGUGGAGACAGAGCGGAGGAACUCCGAGUCUGCUUUGGUGCAGGAGCUGAACUUCGCAGCCUACCUGGGCCUGCCGGCCUUCAUGGUCUCUUUAAAAGGCCCUCACUGCGCCAACCUGGCUCGGGUGCUUCUUAACCACAUCCACACUGGACACCACUCCUGCAUGUUCUGGAUUCGUGUGCCUCUGAUGGCUCCCGAGGACCUCCGUGAUGACAUCAUCGAGAAUGAGCCCGCGAAACACUGUGACGAUGGUGCUGAUGACGAGAAGACCUGGUCUUGGUGGCAUACUUUCAGGACUCUGUGUGACUACAACAAGAGAAUAUGCCUCGCUGUUGAGGUUGGCCCAGAUAUGCCCUCCGAUGCAGUGAUUGACAAGUGGCUUGGAGAGCCAAUCAAAGCAGCCAUUUUGCCCACUAGUAUCUUCCUGACCAAUAAGAAGGGCUUUCCUGUGCUCUCCAAGGCCCACCAGCGAAUCAUAUUCCGUCUUUUCAAGCUGGAAGCCCAGUUCAUCUUAACAGGGACAAGUCGUCACAGCGAGAAGGAUUUCCGGUCUUACCUGCAGUACCUGGAAUACCUCAAUCAGAACCGUCCUGCUCCGAACUCCUAUGAGCUUUUUGCUAAGGGCUACGAAGACUACCUCCAGUCACCGCUGCAGCCCCUCAUGGACAAUUUGGAGUCCCAGACAUACGAGGUGUUUGAGAAGGAUCCCAUAAAGUAUUCCCAGUACCAGCAGGCUGUGUACAAGUGUUUACUGGACAGAGUCCCAGAGGAGGAGAAAGACACCAAUGUUCAGGUCCUGAUGGUGUUGGGGGCUGGGCGAGGUCCUCUCGUAAAUGCAUCCCUGCGAGCAGCCAAGCAGGCUGAUAGAAAGCUCAGAGUGUACGCCGUGGAGAAGAAUCCCAACGCCAUCAUCACGCUGGAGAACUGGAAGUUUGAGGAGUGGGGUGAUCAAGUGACCGUGGUGUCAUGUGACAUGCGCGAGUGGGCGGCCCCUGAGAAGGCAGACAUCAUUGUGAGCGAGCUGCUGGGGUCCUUUGGGGACAAUGAGCUGUCCCCUGAGUGCCUGGACGGUGCACAGCAUUUCCUUAAAGAUGGUGGUGUGAGUAUCCCUUGCUCCUACACCUCAUUCCUGGCCCCUCUGUCCUCCUCCAAGCUGUACAAUGAGGUGCGAGGUUGCCGGGAACGGGACAAGGACCCGGAGUGCCACUUUGAGACCCCUUACGUGGUGCGGCUGCACAACUUCCAUGAGCUGGCAGACCCGAAGCCCUGCUUCACCUUCUCGCAUCCCAGCACAGAUAUGAAUAACAACAGGUAUCAGUGCCUGCGCUUCUCUGUGGGUUGUAAUUCAGUGCUUCAUGGUUUCGCCGGAUACUUCGAGACCACGUUGUACAAAGAUGUGACACUCAGUAUUAAACCAGACACGCACUCUCCUGGGAUGUUCUCCUGGUUCCCAAUUUUGUUUCCCAUUAAACAGCCAAUUCCUCUGUCCCGGGGUGAUGAUGUCUGUGUGAGGUUCUGGCGAUGCAACAACGGGAAGAAGGUUUGGUACGAGUGGGCUGUGACAGAGCCCAUCUGUUCUGCCAUCCACAACCCAGCGGGUCGCUCCUACACCAUUGGACUGUAGAGAGAGAUCGUCGGUGGUAAGAGAAAGCAAGAUGCCGUGUACCCUCAGACGUGUGGAGUUCGACACAAUAGACACGGUCCCAAGCGACCCUCCCGUGCCUCUUCGGAAUCCUUCCAGCAUCCUGGUGGUCCAGUUGUCCAUUUUUUGAUGUCUGAUUGUUCUAAUUUUGUCUGUCUGCUGAGAAGAGUAAAGGCUUUCUGAAAACUGCCUUUGCAUCACAUGGGGGUUUUUCUAUAACGCUUCCCUUCCCACACCUAAAAACAAAAGGUUUGGCCUUGGAGUGCUCUGUUGGGGGGGGAAAGUAACUGAGGUCAAAUUUUCAGAUCUUACUUAUAGAAUGUUUUCUCAGGAUUUGGCGAGUAUGUGUGACUGGAGUAGAGUGUGUGAUGCUAAGUGAGGGAGCUCAAUAAUAACUAGAGGAAUGUGUAAAUAGAAAAACAGUGGCAGGGGUGUUUUUCUUUAUUUAUU